Molecule: messenger RNA, 3940 nt
Organism: Lymnaea stagnalis (great pond snail)
Lineage: Eukaryota; Metazoa; Mollusca; Gastropoda; Lymnaeidae
Source: the annotation of a GenBank genome assembly
GCUCUUUUGACAGAGUUCGCCGUCCACUGUGGUAAGUCAACCUUAAGUUUCCCUCAAAAUAGCAAACAUAGAAAAUGUCGGCUCUAAGUACCGGCAUUUCGGACAGUGACCCGGGUGCCAUAUGAUUGGGGCGCCAUCAACAAACUUCCAAAAUAGGCAAAAUCGUUGCAUGUGGUCGCCAUGGAAGAACAAUAGAAAGUGUACAACAAAAAGAUUUGCUGACCUAAGGCCUAGGGGAAAAAUGUCAUUAGUAGGCUAAUUGUUCAUUUUGCCAUCGGUAGGCUAAUUGUUCAUUUUGUCAACGGUAGGCUAUUUGUUCAUACUGUCCACGGUAGGCUAAUUGUUCAUACUCUCAACGGUAGGGUAAUUGUUCAUACUGUUAACGGUAGGCUAAUUUUUCAUACUGUCCACGGUAUGCUAAUUAUUCAUACUGUCCACGGUAGGCUAAUUGUUGAUACUAUCCACGAUAGGCUAAUGGUUCAUACUGUCCACGGUAGGCUAAUUUUUCAUACCUCCAUCGGUAAGCUAAUUGUUCAUACUGCAAAGGUAAGCUAAUUUUUCACACUGCCCAAGAAAGCUAAUUGUUCUUACUGUGAAAGUACACAUUAAGAAAAACAAUUGCCCUGGUCGUUUUUUCUUUAAAAAAAACAACCUAGGUAAUAAUCUCAUUACAUAAUCCCGUUUAUUUUCCUCGCACAAAUUUGUUCGCUUAAACUUCUAACGGGUGCCAAAGCUACGUUGCACCAACAACUUAGAACAUCAAUUUCGCUCCCUUUUCAAUAAAUGUACACUCAGGUUAGCAUGACAUUGAAACGUCACGUAGAACCGUGUCUACCGGUUAUGUGGUUAUAGCAUGGCUACGGUUAGUGCCUCUCAGAGGCCGGGCAAAGGUGUGUUCCACUUUUCAAAGGAAAAAUACAACUGUAUUUUUAAAGAAAAAAUAAAAUUCCUUCCCUCUCAAUGUGAGAAAAGUGCCGAGCGCCCCGACUGCAUUAUUGCAUUUGAAAAAAAAAAAACAGAGAGUUUCGACGGUUACUAUGGAAACAACUGCUCCCAGGUUUGUUCGGUCGGGUGCACGUGGGAGGAAUGUGACCACAUGACCGGUCACUGUUUCAGCUGUGUUCCCGGUUACCAGGGCGACACAUGUAACGUGGGUAAGUUUGCUUAUAUGGCCAUCCGGGUGAUCCAAUCGGUCAGCAUACAGUUCAGUAUGGCUUGUAUUUAUUUAGUAUUAAAUCCAUGUGUGUUUGUUUGUGUAUAUAACUUGACUCACUAAAGUAUCUAACUGAACGACUGCAUUCAAGCUUCCCGCAAUAGCAAUGGAUAUUUCUUGAGGUUUUUUUUUUUUUACUGUGCUCUGUUUGUUGUAAUGUUUUCAUUAGUCCUGUGCGCUGAACAUUUAUCUGAUAACAUUUAUGUCUAAUUUUCUUCAUGAUUUUUUUCUUUUAUAUAUAAUAACAGUUUGUGACUUUGGAAAGUGGGGUCAGAACUGUAGUCAUUCAUGUGACACGAAGUGCUUAAACAACACGUGUGACCCCGUGAGGGGUCAGUGUAACCAGGGUUGUGUGGCGGGUUAUAAGACGCCGUACUGUACUGAAGGUAAGGCAUCCGUUGUUUUUCUUUCAACAACAACAAAAAAUAAAGACCUACAAACACCGAGAACAAAACCAGAACAAGAAAAUGAAAAGACAGUGCCUGCACACAAGUAUAAUAUCGAAUAGGCAUGUUGUAAUUGAUAUGAAGCAAAUUAUAGUAGUUUGAAAAUCUAAUUUAACAUUUCAAUCCACUGAACAUUUAGAAAAUAAACUUUAUUUUUAUACGAUUUCCUUCACAAAAAAAUCACACAUUAAUAAAUAUAUGAUGUCUUUUGUAAACAACUCAUGUCUUCUUAACAAUUAUGUCGGUUACAUAAGUUUUAUAAAUAUAUACCAAUUUUGAAAACUCAUAAAUGUAUAGCCCUCUCUACAGAAAAAUGUUGUUCUUUUGACUUUGGUAAAUCUUGGAAAUAUUUAGGAAUAAAUGUUUUUCUUUGGUUUUUCAUGUCGUUUAAAAUGUAAAACUAUUUUAGCAUUUGUGAAAUAGUCGUCGCUUAAAAGUGCUUAAAACCAGAUCAGAUGUGCAGCAAAUUCAUCCGUUUUAUUAUGGCACAAUUUAAUAUGGCACAGAUGUGCAGUAACUUCAUCCAAUUAAAAUGCAACAAUUUAAUUUAUUACAACAAGUUGAAGUCAUUUACUUAAGUAUUUAGUUUUUGAUUCCAUCUUUCUUGACUAUGUUUUUUGGGACUGACUAAUCAGAAACUUAAAUAAAAAAUCAAUUUCUUCUUCAUCAAAUACAAAAAGAAAAAAAAGUAAAGAAAAGAGAUGAAAAUAAAUUUCACAAAAAUUUAACAUUGAUUGUAACUUUUGAUAGUGAACUCACGGUGUAAAAAGGAGGAAAGAAGUGAGUGGGAAGUUUUAAAUAACAUCGCUAUCUUUGGGGUUGGAGGAGUUUAGAGUUUUAAAAAAAAAUAACAUAGUCAUCUUUUGGGGCAACAACCUUACAAUUUGUAGUGUCCUCACGCCCCCACUCCAAACCUCACCGUUUCUAAAAGCUACAGCACCAAAUAAUUCUAAAUAGGGUUUUAAACAAUACUAUUUUUUGUCUGUUUUCCAGUGUGUAAACACGGUCAGUGGGGACUCAACUGUCUUAACUCCUGUCAAAAUUUCUGUGUAAAUGGAUCCUGUCAUCACGUGACUGGUCUGUGUGACAUUAAUUGUGAGUCUGGCUACCAGUCACCCAACUGUACUCAAGGUAAAAAAAUAUUAAUAAUUUUUUUUUUCAAAUUGCCUCAAUUAUUACAUAAUAUUUAACUACUACCAUUCAAAUUAUGCCUACACUAGAAUUUCUGUUCACAUGGAGAGAUGGGGGCUAUUUUGGAAAUUUUCCAUCUGUGUUGGACCAUUCCACUUGAGAGGCAAUGUUGGAAUAAUCCCCGUGAAAGGCAAUGUUGGGAAGUUCCCAUUGAGAGACAAUAAUGGAAUAAUCCGUUGGACGGAGAAAUUUUUGUGUGUUGAAUAUCCCACUAAAGAGGCAAGGUUGGAAUGCUCCAAAUAAUGAUAAUUGAUUUAAUGAAUUAAUUAGACACAAAUAAUUUGUGUAAAUAAAGCUAUAUUGUUUCAGCUUUAAUAACGAUCUUACAGAGUAAAAAUCUAAACUUUUCGGCAAAGACCUUCAUUAAUAGAAAAAAGUCACAUAUAUGUAUGAAUUGAAUUUACAUAUACACGUUUUCAACUUACAUGAAAAAAAUAAUAGGCUUGGGCAAGUCCUUGUACAAAAAACAACAACAUAAUUCAGAUGAACAGAAUUGAAAUGGGUGGAAGCACAAUUGAAAUAGACCAAACAGGAAAGAGGACAUUGUAGCUACGAAAAAUUGUAUAAUACUACGUAAAAGGGGCAAUGUUGUAAUAUUGAGUUUAGCAUUGUAUUACAGUAUUGGUAUGUAUAUAAAUGUACGUAUAUAUACGUUUGCUAAUUGUACUAUCUAAUUUCCUUUCUAAUCAUAGAUGCGAAAUAAAUAAUGAUUAUUACAUUUUCCCAAGUUAAAAAAAAAUAAACAUACAAUUUUUUAUUAAAAAUUAUUGGGUUUCUGGGGUCGUAUUUAUCCCUUUUCCACUGGUGUUUCCCCCAAUAUUGUCAUUACGAAUGAUUCAAACUCGCUUUAAUUUUACAGUUCAGAAAUCUACCAAAGAAGUCCUGAAAACCGGAAGCACGUGUAUCACCAUUGGUGUGACCUUGACCUCUGUAGCGAUUGCAAUGAUCGUCGUCACCGCCAUUGCCGUUUUCAUGUUCAGAAGAAACCGGAAGUUGUCGAUCGGGUCGGAUACCUCCGUCACUGAGCUGUGUCCGGAAGUUCUGUCCAUGGAAGAAGCUGCCACGGAUUUGUCAGACGACAUAUCGCCGU